AUGUUAAAGCUCAAGCCAGAGCUACAUAAGAUGAUGAGAUGUAAUGUAGGUGAUGAGAGGUCUGUCAGUUUCUGGUUUGAUUGGUGGACUGACCUUGGUCCAUUAAUCUCUGUGUUUGGCAAUCGGGGUACGAGAGAUCUGCGGAUCCCUCUUGACGCCUCUGUCUGUGUAGCUGCGCCCAAUGGCCUUUGGACCCUGCCUCCGGCUAGGUCUGAUGAAGCGGAAACCUUGCAGGUGGUUCUCUCUACAAUGCAACCACCGUCCCCUGUGCGCGGCCAGGAUUCUUUCCUUUGGCGGAGUGGUGCUUGCUCUUUUCUUCCCAAGUUUUCUUCAAAGGCUACAUGGAAUAUUAUAAGAGAGCCCUCCCCUCUGGUUUCUUGGAAUAAAAUGGUCUGGUUCAAAGAGGAGAUUCCCCGGUACUCCUUUGUUUCUUGGAUGGCUCUCCUGUCUAGACUCCCCACAAGAGAUAGGCUCAUCUCAUGGGGUCUGCUGGUUCCUCCUGUGUGCCCCCUCUGUUCGUUGGAUUCAGAAACUCAUGAUCAUCUGUUUUUUACCUGCACCUUCUCAACUGCAAUUUGGUCUCACUUUGCUGGUUGGAUGUUUCCCACUCCUCCACUUGCUUUUGCUUCUGUGGCUGAUAUUAUGAAUCUCCCCCGCAUCACUUCACGCUCGGGUGCUGGGACAGUUUUAAAGCUUUUGCUGCAGGCCAUCGUUUACAGCAUCUGGAGAGAAAGGAACCAUCGUAUCUUCCGGGAUUCUUCCUCUACCGUAGCUGCAAUCGCCAAGGUGGUUGAUCGUUCAAUGAGGGAUCGCCUCCUUUCUCUACCUCCACCUCCGCCUGAUGGGACUGUCUCGCUGCUGCAGCUCUACUUUUCCACCCCCGUCUCUUCCCGCCUUAGUUUCAUUUAG
Brassica napus (rape) is the source of this 909-nucleotide messenger RNA. RefSeq lists its product as uncharacterized. The transcript has a single exon. Bases 1 to 909 code for a protein of 302 amino acids. Lineage: Eukaryota; Viridiplantae; Streptophyta; Magnoliopsida; Brassicales; Brassicaceae. The record is from RefSeq and is a predicted model, not a curated record.